Molecule: messenger RNA, 3001 nt
Organism: Lepidothrix coronata (blue-crowned manakin)
Lineage: Eukaryota; Metazoa; Chordata; Aves; Passeriformes; Pipridae
Gene: TRAP1
Product: TNF receptor associated protein 1
Exons: 18
Coding region: 16-2277 (753 amino acids)
Biological process (GO): protein folding
Cellular component (GO): mitochondrial inner membrane
Molecular function (GO): ATP-dependent protein folding chaperone; ATP binding; ATP hydrolysis activity
Source: RefSeq, a predicted model, not a curated record
GGAGGAGAAGGAAGAAUGAGGACUGACAGCCUCCUCGAUCAGCUCUUGGGGAAGAGGCAGGAGCCAGGAGUGCUGUCAGAGCUCAGGGGUUUGUGUUCUCCUGAUCUGGAGCGAGUCAGAGCCCAACAUGAGGGUCUGGAGCAGCAAGACCUGUUCUCAGUGACCACACCAGCUGUAGGACCUGCUGUGGGUGGCAGGAGGUUUGCAGAGCACUUGUGGAGGGAGGUUGAGACUUCCCAAGCAAAAGGAGCAGCAUGUUUGCAAAGACAGGCACUCCAUCGUUGGAGCCUCCGGUACAACAUUCCCGCCAGCAGCAUUCCCGCUGUGCGGACAUACAGCACCCAGACGGCGGAGAACAAAGAGGAGGAGCCCCUGCACACCAUCAUCAGCAACACGGAGAACGUGAAAGGUGCAGCUUCUAAACAUGAGUUUCAGGCUGAAACAAAGAAACUGCUGGACAUUGUUGCCCGUUCCCUGUACUCGGAGAAGGAGGUGUUUAUCCGGGAGCUGAUCUCCAAUGGCAGCGACGCGCUGGAGAAGCUGCGCCAUCGGCUGAUGACAGAGGGGAAGGCCUUGCCAGAGAUGGAGAUCCAUCUGCAGACAGACAGUGGAAAGGGAACCAUCACUAUCCAGGACACAGGUAUUGGGAUGACCCAGGAGGAGCUGGUUUCUAAUCUCGGAACCAUUGCUCGAUCAGGCUCAAAGGCUUUUCUAGAUGCUCUGCAGAGCCAGGCUGAAGCCAGCAGUAAAAUCAUCGGCCAGUUUGGAGUGGGUUUCUACUCAGCCUUCAUGGUGGCUGAUAAAGUGGAGGUGUUCUCCCAGUCUGCAGAGCCAGGCAGCCUGGGCUACCACUGGUCUUCCGAUGGUUCAGGAAUGUUUGAGAUCGCAGAAGCAUCUGGGGUCAGGACUGGGACUAAGAUUAUUAUCCAUCUCAAAGAAGACUGCAAGGAGUUUGCAAGUGAAGACCGAGUGAAGGAGGUGGUGACGAAAUACAGCAACUUCAUCAGCUUCCCCCUGUACCUCAAUGGGAAAAGAAUUAACACGUUGCAGGCUCUCUGGAUGCUGGACCCCAAGGACAUUGGAGAGUGGCAGCACGAGGAGUUCUACCGCUUCAUAGCGCAGGCGUACGACAAGCCCCGCUACGUCCUGCACUACAGGGCCGACGCUCCCCUCAACAUCCGCAGCAUCUUCUACGUGCCCGAGCAAAAACCAUCCAUGUUUGACAUCAGCAGGGAAAUGGGCUCCAGUGUUGCCCUCUACAGCCGCAAAAUCCUCAUCCAAACCAAAGCUGCAGACAUCCUGCCUAAGUGGCUGCGUUUUCUUAGAGGUGUUGUGGACAGUGAGGAUAUACCUCUGAACCUCAGCAGGGAGCUCCUGCAGGAGAGUGCCCUUAUCAGGAAGCUCCGUGAUGUUUUGCAGAAGAGGGUGAUCAAGUUCUUCAUUGACCAGAGCAAGAAGGACCCUGAGAAAUAUGCCAAAUUCUUUGAGGAGUACGGGGUAUUCAUGAGAGAAGGGAUUGUCACAAUAGCAGAGCAGGAUGUCAAGGAGGACAUAGCCAAGCUGCUGCGUUACGAGUCGUCGGCGCUGCCCGCGGGGCAGCUGACCAGCCUGGCCGACUACGCCUCGCGCAUGAAGGCCGGGAGCAGGAACAUCUACUACCUGUGUGCCCCCAACCGCCACCUGGCCGAGCACUCCCCCUACUUCGAGGCCAUGAAGAAGAAGGACAUGGAGGUGCUGUUCUGCUAUGAGCAGUUUGAUGAGCUGACACUGUUGCACCUCCGUGAGUUUGACAAGAAGAAGCUGAUCUCUGUGGAGACAGACAUUGUUGUUGAUCACUAUAAGGAAGAGAAGUUUGAGGAGAGCCGCCCAGCUGGAGAACGUCUGACAGAGAAGGAGGCUGAGGAUCUGAUGGCCUGGAUGAGGAAUGCCUUGGGCUCUCGAGUCACUGGAGUUAAGGUGACGCCCCGGCUGGACACCCACCCUGCCAUGAUCACCGUGCUGGAGAUGGGCGCUGCCCGCCACUUCCUGCGCAUGCAGCAGCUGGCCAAGACCCAGGAGGAGCGAGCCCAGCUCCUGCAGCCCACCCUGGAGAUCAACACUGGACAUGCUCUGAUUAAGAAGCUCAAUGAGCUGAAGGACAGUCAGCCUGAUCUGUCCCAGAUGUUGCUUGACCAGAUUUAUGAGAAUGCCAUGAUUGCAGCAGGACUGAAUGAGGAUCCCAGGCCAAUGGUGAGCCGGCUGAACGAACUCCUCACCAGAAUCCUGGAGAAGAACUGAGCCCCCAAGGACUGAAGGAUGAACUCUGUGCUGAUCUCUCUUGCCUCAAGUGCAGCCACUCUCUCAGCAGCUACUUGUAGGCAGUGUCCAGUGUGGGAUUCACAGGGCAGAGGGCAGGGACAAUGCCAGGGACAUCCAGCCCUCCCUGCACAAGGAGGAGCCACCUGUAAUUACCAGAUCAUAGGUCAUCAGCCUGUUCAAAGUGCAGUGUUCUUAGUGGGGACAAAAUCCAGAGGUUGCUGCUUAAACACUGUGCCCAAGCCUGAAGAGCCUCUUUUCAUACUGUUUCUAAAAAUGGCCUUUCCCAAAACAGAUGUUGGCAGCAAGAUUCCCAGUUAGGUCUGUGAAUACACCCCCCAUCCACUGAAUCCCUGUGCACCAUUGUGCUCUGAAUAAGCACUGGCAAAAUGAGUUAAUUAAUUAAGAAACCUCCAGCUCUGACCAAGCAGGAGGAGUUUGCUGGCAUGGAUAGAUUGCUGCCCUUGGCAGACACGGACACUGUUGGAGGAACAUGUCAGUGCAAUCCCAUGGUAGGAAAGAUCACUGAGCUGCUGGAUAACUGAGUUCAUCGUGGUCUUGUGGAAAAAGGGAAGUAACUGGGAAACAGCCUUCCAGCAUAUGGCUUUCUGGAGAGUCUCCAGGGUUUUUGUCUCAUCUGUGGGAUAAACUGCACGCCUAGCUGAUCUGUAUUUAUGAUAAAUAAACACUUAUUUUCCAGACCCUC